AUGCCCAGUAUCAUGGCUGAUUGGGGUCUCCGUGGCCUUCUCUCCCCCCUCCUCCCUGACCCCUCUACUUGGCACUCUCGGCCAGAGCCGGCCAUAGCUGUGCUGAGUUCUCUAGCCUUGUUGUUCAUCUGGUAUUGCUAUCGUGUGGGGACAGGGCAGGUAGCCCCUGUGUCUCAUCAGCAUGGUGUGCCAACAGAAGAAGGAUGCCCUCGGCGUACCCUCAGGGGUGAUGCUAUCAAUCAGCGCCUGUAUCGCAGCCUGCGAGAUUACGCCAAGCGCUAUUCGUGGUCAGGUAUGAACCGGCUGCACAAGGGUAUCCGGGACCAGGCCCAUUAUCAGCUGGGCGAACGGCUAGCAAUUCAGAAGCCCAGCGCUUUCUACCUCCCUGACUUGCCUUCGGCCCCAUAUUUCCCCCGUGAGUCUCAGCGUCAUGAUGUGGAGAUUCUUGAACUCAGCUUCCCAGCCAUCCUGCAGGAAUUUGAGGGUAUUGCAUGGGACUUUGAACCCGGAGCCCCAAUGCCACGGGGAUGGAUGGUCAACGCCAACCCUGGCUGGCACAGUUAUUACCUCUACCGACAGGGGGAAUGCAUAGCACAGAAUUGUCGCAGCUGCCCAUGGACAUACCGGGCACUCAGCGCACUACGCACCUUUAUCAACGCCAAUUGCUUUGGAAACGCCUGCUUUAAUGUCUUGCAGCCUGGAACUGUACUACCUGGCACCUAUGGGCCAACGAACACCAGGGUACGGUGCCACCUAGGGCUAAAAGUGCCACCUGGUUGUGAGUUGGUGGUGGGUGGCGAGCCACAGUGCUGGUCUGAAGGAUACUGCCUUCUGGUGGAUGAUUCCUUCUUGCAUACCACAGCCCAUAAUGGUUCCCCCAGUGAUGGACCCCAGGUGAUUUUUAUUGCUGAUCUCUGGCACCCCAACGUAGCAGGACCUGAGCGACAGGCAUUAGAUUAUAUCUUUGCCCCUGGUCGAUAA
Messenger RNA from Python bivittatus (Burmese python), 981 nucleotides. RefSeq names its product aspartate beta-hydroxylase domain containing 1 (gene ASPHD1). Lineage: Eukaryota; Metazoa; Chordata; Lepidosauria; Squamata; Pythonidae. Gene Ontology annotation, cellular component: membrane. The record is from RefSeq and is a predicted model, not a curated record.